AUGGAGGAGACCGUGGACUAUCGCAUUCCCAUGCUAGGACCACCACCUCCAGAAUAUAUGACUGAAGUGUUUGUACCACAGAAUGACAGAAGUUUUGUCGCUGUGUGGGACUCUGGUGCAAAACCCAAUCUGGUCAAACUAUCACUUUAUCGGGCACAUGAGGACGUGAAGAAGAAGGACUCUACGAGACAAAGAGACGUACCUUCUCCGCUAGUUCCCCAUAACGUGACAGUAAUUGUGAUCUGCUUAUUGGACGGCCUUUAUGAGGACUCACAAGCUGGAUCUAAGUUUUCAUGUUGCCGACAAAGGGACACAGUUGUAAUAGUCUCUACUGGGGUUUACACCCUUCCUGCUGGGAAGGCAUCCAUCAUUUUAGGGAGCCUUAAGCAGAAGGACGAGAGACUCAAAAACGGAACCUCGAUUUUAAUCAGUGGGUUACCGUUGGGAGAGAACUGUAUCGUUAUCCCUGUGGUAGCCAAGGCAGAAGAUGUUGUGAAAGUCUUGGUCUGCAACUUCGGUCGCACACCGUUCUUGGUUCAUAGCAAGAGAACCAUUGCCAAUGCUGUGUCUAUCCAAGAUGAUGAAGAGGAGCAGCUGGGACGUUUACCGACCGACCACUGGGAAAAACAACGAGUUCUCACAAGGAUGAGCAUCAAUGCCGUGGUCACUGAGGUGAAACCGGAUGAUGUAGAGGAAGAGGAUCCCCUGGAUCAAGCUCUUCAAAUUGAUCCAUGUUGUGUGGUGAAAAACGGGCCAGUGUAUGAUGAGAAGCGCUUCCAGAAACUUCUGAAAGCACUGGACGCUGAUCGCUGGAUCCUGAAGGAAGACCAACGCAAAGCAGCAGAGUCCAUGAUAUGGGAAUUCCAAGAGGCAUUCAACCUUAAAGAGGAACCUUUAGGAAGAACCAAUCUUGUUGAGCACAAGAUAGAGACAGGCGACAGUGAUCGAGUAUAUGUUCCACCUAGGUUCAUCCCAUAUGCUCUACGACCUGCUGUGGAAGCAGAGGUCCAGGCUCUGAAGGAGCAAGGCCAUAUUCGAGUCAGUUCUUCUGAAUGGAAUGCACCAAUUGUUCUAGUGAAGAGAAAGGACAAAUCGCAUCCUCGGCUCUGUGUAGAUUACCGGGCUUUGAACAGCCAAACCAAGCUUGAGUUCUACCCUUUGCCACUGAUAGAAGACAUCCUGUACCAAGUCAGUCAGAGCAAAUGGUUUUCGACGCUUGACUUGCGUAGCGGGUACCAUCAAGUACCACUGGAUGACGACUCAAUACCGAAGUCAGCCUUCACCACCAUGAAGGACAUUUCGAGUACACAGUGA
Penaeus vannamei (Pacific white shrimp) is the source of this 1314-nucleotide messenger RNA. The record is from RefSeq and is a predicted model, not a curated record. NCBI's taxonomy places the organism in Eukaryota, Metazoa, Arthropoda, Malacostraca, Decapoda, Penaeidae.